This is a messenger RNA of Emiliania huxleyi CCMP1516, 2667 nucleotides long. RefSeq lists its product as hypothetical. The coding region runs from base 1 to 2667 and encodes 888 amino acids. The transcript is spliced from 8 exons. The record is from RefSeq and is a predicted model, not a curated record. NCBI's taxonomy places the organism in Eukaryota, Haptophyta, Isochrysidales, Noelaerhabdaceae.
AUGCAAAAAACCCGGCGCCAAACGCCUCUGGCGCCAAACGCCUCUGGCGUCGUGAAGGGACGUUCGUUGGUUUGGGUCUUUUUUGCGAAGCUGAGGCCUCUGGCUGUUCGCGCCAUGGCUGAGUUGGGCGCUGUGCGCGUCCUCUCCGAGGCCGUGGGCGACAGCGACCUCGGCCGCCUCUGCGAGAGGCUGCUGCUGCUCGCAAGGGCGCCGCUCUCGUUGCUGCGUGGCCAGCUGGACGACGCAGCGCUCAGACUCCAGCUCCCGAUGCUGGACGAGCUGCUUCGCGAGCUGGCGCGGGAGGCCUUCACCACCUGGCGUAUCUGUGGCACCAGCAGUGCGUUGGAGCCGGCGAGCGUCCGGACGGCAGCGGUGGUGGCGGACCAGAGCUCGGGGCGCAAUGCGUCAAGCCAAUGGCGCGACGCACGCGCCGCGACGCCUGAGCCCAAGCGGUCUCGAGGGGGCGACGGAGGGCCGCCCUUGGAUGCAGAGGUCGAAAGGCGUAUGCGGCUGCACGUCGAGACUCUGCGCAAUGAUGAUAUAACCAGUAAAGCGGCGGAUGAUGCGGCGCAUGCUCUUUGGCGGUAUCCAUAUUUGGGCAGGAUUAGCGGCGCCAUGGAGGCGCUGCGUUGGCAUGAGUGCAGGAAGAGGCCUUCGGCGCGGGCGAGGGAGGCGGGGGAGGCGCACGAGCGCGCGGACGCGCACAAGGCGGCGCAGGCGCGGGAGCAGGCGUGCGCGCGGGAGCAGGCUGCGGUCCGGCUCCAGGCCCAGGCCGCCGCGGAGCAGGACGCGGCUCGCUUGCGGCCUCUCAUCGCAGCGCUCGAGCGGGAGACGACGGCAGAUCCGAUGAGCGAUGCGGCGAAGGCAGCGGCGGCGGAGCUACGGGACAGCAGAGUUGCGAGCCGUGGUUUGGGGUCUAUCCACAGAUGGGGCGCACAGGGCGCCGCGCGCGAGGCGCUGCUCGAGGAGGAUGCUCGCUUGCGGCGUCUCUGCGCGGCGCUCGACAACGAGGACCCGGAGAGCGAUGCGGCGGAGGCAGCGGCGGCGGAGCUGCGGAGGAAGCGGAGGAGGUUGCCGAGGAGGAAGUUGAGGGAGAGCGACUCCCAGCGGCUCACCAGCCGAGCGGCCUCCGACUUGCGGCUCGUCAUCCGAGCAGCUCUCGAUCGCCACUGCGAGGCGGCCGUGACAGCACGUCAAAACCACCUCGAGGCGGACUACCUGACGGCGCUUGUGGUGGAGCUGGAGCAGGCCUCGGCUGACGCUGAAGCUUACCGGGAGUUGCGCUCUGCGCUUCCGGCUGCGCCCUUCCCCGCGCACUUGGCUGCAGCAGGCCAAGAGGCGCCGGGAACGGCUUCUUUGGUGCAGGAGAAACCGGAGGGGUCGGCGCCAGGGCUGCCGGAGGAGAGCGAGGUGCCGACGGCGGAGGCAAGCGAGGUGCUUGCCGAGGCGGCUGCAGACCUGGCGGCGAGGGUGCAGCUGAGCGGCGCGCCUGCAGAUUUGGCAGCGAGGGAGUCGGACUCGGAGUCCGAGUCCGAGUCCGAGUCCGCGUCCGACUCCGACUCCGGCUCCGACUCCGACUCCGAGGAUGUGUGCGCGGCCCACCGCGCUGAGGUCAAGUCCUUUCUCCAAUUGAUGGCCAACGUGGAAACGCACCUACCUGAAGACUACACGAUCGACCAAGAGCUGGUCAUCGUGCACUGCCGGAUGGGCCGGUCGUGCUCUGUCCUCUCCGGCGGAGGGUGGGCCGCUUCGCGCGUCCCAGAUCUUGCGAGUUCGCCGUUUGAGGACGCGCUGGCCGCUCUGACUGCAAAGCAGCUCAAGCUCGGACGUUCAUACGUCAAGACGCUGCCCUGUCUGGCCGCCCGAGAGCGCAUCUGGCGCGAGGGCGUGUCCUAUGCAGAGGUUCUCACGUGCGGAUUGGCGCCUGAGUACCAGCUCAGCCGGCUGGAGGUGGCGGACCUGCUCCGCCAACCUUUGUACCGCAACGGCUCUACGCCGGGAAUAUCGGAGGCCUUCACUGGCUUUUUCACCAGCUCCAUCUUCAGGCCUGCGUACUAUUUCGGCCGCCUUCGUAAGGCGCAGAAGAUGGUGCCGCGGUCGACCCGGCGUCUCGUCGCGGCGCUUGGGCGUGCAGGCUUCCGCACCGCAGGCGCCAAGCUCGCCGUCACGUAUGGGCCUUCUCCGCACGCGGACGCGGCGCAGGCGACGACGUGCUCAAAGGAGCUGGGGCCGCUGGCGGCGCGGCUCGUGAUCAAGGCCGUGGGCGACAGCGACGGCUGCACGGCCGAGUUCCACUCGGGGAAAUGGGAAGGGGGGGAUGCCUGCAGCCUCCGGCCGUUGCCGCGCGCGGAGUGCUUGCUACUCCCGGCGGCAGCAGUUGCUCCAAAUCCGGCGAGGCUCAGUGGGCAGGGCCGGCGCCCUGCGCCAUGGCAUUCGGCGUAUGCGACGCCGCAGCGCCCUGGCGUAUCGCUCAUCAUUGAUAUCUACUAUCCGCCCUCCGGGGUGCCGGCGGCAGGCGCCACGACGCUGCCGAAGCUACAGGCGACGCUCACAGGCUCGCUGCACGCGCAGCCGGGCUGGGUCCCACCGGCUGAGGCAGCGCUGAGCCCCGGGCUGCUGGCCUCCCUCGCGAAGGAGGCCGGCCAGCGUAGCCAGCCGCUGCGGUAG